Corticium candelabrum is the source of this 1253-nucleotide messenger RNA. RefSeq lists its product as uncharacterized. NCBI's taxonomy places the organism in Eukaryota, Metazoa, Porifera, Homoscleromorpha, Homosclerophorida, Plakinidae. The transcript is spliced from 11 exons. The record is from RefSeq and is a predicted model, not a curated record. The coding region runs from base 186 to 1253 and encodes 355 amino acids.
UAGAUAUUGACGUCACUUCCUAGCGACAGAGUACACACACCCUCUACACAUGUGGACAAUGUGUCUUUCUCCAGCGUUUGAGUAGGCAAAGGCAACACAUACUCUCAAGGCUGGAUUCGCAAACUUCACGGUGUUACAGUCCUAGCUGUAACGGUUCUCGGCAACCCUCAGCGACUUCCAAGCAGAUGGCUGCUUCGAGAGGUGCUAGUCCCGCGUCUACUCCAAUUUUACAAGUGCGUACCGCCGUGGACGGUGCUUUACCAUUUGCAGCGAGAAUGUCUAGGGCCGGAAGUCGUUGGAAAAACCUGCAAGACGUUGUCGGUGGAUUAGCUAGGCAGCCAGAAACUGAGAAUGCUGCUUGGACUGGAGACCACUUUCCUGGAUCUGUGGACGCUCUUGAGCUGCAUCUCAUUUUUCCGUUUUCGUUGUCGGAUGAAGGGCGUUCUAGAGUACAGACCAGUAGUACUGGAGACAGUUUUGCGUUGUUGUUUGGUGACGAUGGUCAUCUGUUGUUCAAAGAGAUCCUGAGCACAGAAGAGAUUACGUCUGCUCAUAUUGGACCCUUGUCUGAAGGGUAUGGGAGAACAGUUUCUACUACUGAACAAAGACAUUGUAACGCCGAGACUAUCCUUGAAAUGACUGAUCAAAGAGUUUAUCAACUGCCUUUGAAUCUAAAGGACAAACAUGGCAAUGAAUAUGAACUAAAUCAGGUUUUUAUUCGAAAAUUUUCUUUUAAUGUUGGAAUUCUUCGGUUUGCUGCUAUGUCCAAGUCAGCAGUAGAUGUACAAGCUGUCUUGGAUGUCCAGAAUGGCAUAAUGCGACUUGAUGAUUCUAAGGAAGCAGGGCGGUUACGAGUAGUUGAGGAUGGAGUUGACAAAUUUGAUUUUCUUCCACGUGACUUUAUUGAAGGAAUUCUCAAUGAGAAGUUGGGAGAAGGGAACUGGCAUGCUGACAGAGAAGUUAAGACUGCUGCGUACAAUAUUGGUCAAAUGGAGUGGAAUGCAGCAGCAGGGGUUGAUGAAGCUUAUGUGAAUGACUUUAGGGACAACAACGUAUACACUCGUUUUGCAAACCCAAAUGGAGGCCUUUGGUCAUGUUUUCAUCCGGAUGGUGGUUGUACUUUGAUAUUCAUGGAUCAUGCAAACACUUUGCCAAUAUGGGGAAAGCAGAGCUCUAGUGUUUUGAGUCGCUCUUGCGCAAUCGUCAAGACGAGUUUAGGGAAGAAAAUUGAAGGACCUCUCAUAGCGUUUUAG